AUUCCCCUCCCCCCCACCUCUCUCCCAUGGCGGAGACUAAAAUCAUCUACCACAUCGACGAGGAGGAGACCCCCUACCUGGUGAAGCUGCCCGUCCCCCCGGAGAAAGUCACGCUGACAGAUUUUAAAAAUGUCCUCAGCAACCGGCCUGUGCACAGCUACAAAUUCUUCUUCAAGUCCAUGGACCAGGAUUUCGGGGUGGUGAAGGAGGAGAUCUCGGAUGACAAUGCAAAGCUACCAUGCUUCAAUGGAAGAGUGGUGUCCUGGCUGGUCCUGGCUGAAAGCUCCCACUCCGACACGGGCUCCCAGUGCGCUGAAAGCCACACGGACCUCCCUCCUCCCAUCGAGAGAACGGGUGGCAUCGGAGACUCACGGCCUCCUUCAUUUCACCCGAAUGCUGCCAGCAGUCGAGAUGGACUGGACAACGAAACAGGAACGGAGUCGGUUGUUAGCCACAGGCGAGAGAGACACCGGCGGAGGAACAGGGAAGGCCACGAAGACGUCCCUCGGAUCAAUGGGCACCCCAAGCUGGACAGGCACCGUGAGCACCCGCCCGGCUACGACAGCUCUUCCACCAUGAUGAGCAGCGAGCUGGAGUCCAGCAGCUUCAUUGACUCUGAUGAUGACGAUAACACAAGCAGGCUGAGUAGCUCCACAGAGCAAAGUACUUCGUCCCGGCUCAUACGGAAGCAUAAACGCAGGAGGAGAAAACAAAGGAUGCGACAGAUUGACAGGUCAUCCUCAUUCAGCAGUAUCACAGAUUCAACCAUGUCCCUGAAUAUCAUCACUGUCACGCUCAAUAUGGAAAAGUAUAAUUUUCUGGGGAUCAGCAUCGUAGGACAGAGCAACGACCGAGGAGAUGGUGGCAUUUACAUUGGCUCUAUCAUGAAAGGAGGAGCGGUGGCAGCAGAUGGCCGAAUUGAACCAGGAGACAUGCUUCUACAGGUGAACGAGGUCAACUUUGAGAACAUGAGCAAUGAUGACGCAGUGCGGGUUUUACGGGAAAUAGUCUCCAAGCCUGGACCUAUCAGCCUAACGGUGGCCAAAUGCUGGGAUCCCACACCUAGGAGUUAUUUUACUAUCCCCAGGGCUGAACCAGUGAGGCCAAUUGACCCUGCAGCAUGGAUCUCUCAUACCACAGCCAUGACGGGAGCAUACCCCCGUUACGGUAUGAGCCCCUCCAUGAGCACCAUCACAUCUACCAGCUCCUCACUAACAAGCUCAAUUCACGAUUCGGAAAAAUUGGAAGAAUCUCCCUUGACUGUGAAGAGUGACAUGGCUACUAUUGUCAAGGUUAUGCAGUUACCUGACUCAGGCCUGGAAAUCCGGGACAGAAUGUGGUUAAAAAUUACCAUCUCCAAUGCAGUGAUAGGGGCAGAUGUGGUCGACUGGCUUUACACGCACAUGGAGGGCUUCAAGGACAGACGAGAGGCUAGAAAAUACGCCAGCAGCAUGUUAAAACACGGCUACCUCAGGCACACUGUGAACAAAAUCACCUUCUCAGAGCAGUGCUAUUACGUCUUCGGGGACCUCUGCAGCAAUAUGGCUGCCUUGAACCUUAACAACGGUUCUAGCGGAGCCUCUGAUCAGGACACUCUUGCUCCCCUUCCACAUCCUGCUGCACCUUGGCCAUUGGGUCAGGGUUACCCCUACCAGUACCCACUCCCCCCUCCAUGCUUCCCACCAGCAUACCAGGACCCAGGCUUCAGCUACGGAAGUGGCAGCGCGGGUAGCCAGCAAAGUGAAGGAAGCAAGAGCAGCGGCUCUAACCGGAGCAACAGUGAGAACAGCCGGAGGGCACUGGGCAGGGAGAAGGACCGCAAGUCAGCCGGAAGCGGCAGUGAAUCCGACCACACCGCCCGCAGCGGGGGCGGAGCCAGCGUAGUGCGCCGCGAACGGCCCGUCAGCCAGCUCAGCCACGUCUCUGCCACCCACAGCGAGAGAAGCCACCACAGCCACCAUUCGUACGGGCCUCCGGUCCCACCCCUCUACAACCUGCCAAAGCUAGGCUCCAAAGUCUACGGGACGAGUGGACCCCCCGGGGGACCGCCCGUGAGAGAACUGAGUUCCGUUCCUCCAGAGCUGACGGGGAGCCGGCAGUCCUUCCAGAAGGCGAUGGGCAACCCUUGCGAAUUCUUUGUUGACAUCAUGUGAGAGGAAGUGCCUUCAGACUCUGUUUUGGGGGGAGGGGCGGGAGGGGCUUGUUUUCAUUGAUGUUGGGGUUGGGUUUUUUUUGGGGGGGGGGGUCGGGGUCCUUGCCGAACACUUUAAGAAAGAAAGCUUGGCUGUAUUGCAUGUAACACCUUCCUGAAUCUCAGUCGUGUGUUGCAAAACAAAAAAAAUCCCCUGGGAUUCUUAAAUAUCAGCAAAUCGAUGGCAUCUUUUCUUUCCUCCUCUUUUUUUUUCCCUUUCUCCUCAUGUUGUUUUUUUAAUGUGAUUGACUGGUGUAUAUUCAGCCUGACGAGCUUUGGUAAUUGUGGCACCUACUUUCAGUGCAAUUAGUGUGUCGUCUUGACUGAUUCAAGGCUUUUUUAUUUCAUAUGACUUCUAAGUUUCCAGUGAUGCAUUAUUAGCACCUUUAUCUCUCUCUCUCUCUCUUUCUCUGUCUUACCAGAAACACUGGCUACUAUGAUUGAUUUCCUUGUCAUACGUCUGGUAAAUAGCAAAAUACAACACAAGCAGCCCUGACGCCUGAAAGUUUGUGGGCAGUAUGUAAGAGGGGAAAUUCCCAGCAGGAGGCAAAGAUCUGAUUCGAUGUAGAACCCUUCUUUCCUCUGCUGAGUAAGGAGUAGAAUUGUCUUUCAUUUUGACAUCAUCCUAUCACAACCGUGACACCCCUGAUGAUGAGGCAUGUCCAUUUUUGUCUGGUCAUAACGUGCACUUAAUUGCUGUUGGAAAGGUUGUUCCUGCAGCAGUGGGACAGUUGCCACUCUCUGGUUAUUCAAGGCAUAGAUGCAGCUUCCCCUGAUUAAAGAGGGGAUUCUCAUCCUAUUCCUGCCCACAUCAGUGGCUUUGCUGGUAAUUCUGGCCGCUCUUUUUCCUCUCGGUUGCUGAAUAAGAUCUUCCUGGCAUCACCCUUCCCAGCUUCACCUCUGCUGUGAAUCAGAAUCCUGGGGUUGGCCCUGCAGUGUUACCAAGUGGGCAUGUUCUGAAUGCAGACAGGGCUAGGUAAGGGAAAUGCUUUUAUGGACAGCUCAGAAAUGCUAAAACCGAUUCAUCUUUCUACCUGACACACAGUGAAAACUGUGUUAAGGGUCCCACUUCCAACCAGCAGCUUUUUCUUAAGCAUCCGCUGUCGUACAUCUCCAAGGAUUUCAGUCCUAUGUUGUUGGCCCUUCAGUUAAAAUCCACCUUUAUUAGUAGUCAGCUCUUCCUGAUGAAUUUGAGGAUGGGUGCUUAAAUCACGCUUCACUGUGUAGAAAAGAUUUACCCCCAAUAUGACGGUCCCUCCGGCUAUAUUUCUUGCAUUGUUGUUGGUUUCAGUGCCUAGCAGGCAUGCAGAAGAGAUGUAUAGCUGAAUACUGCUGGGAUUUCAUGUUCCCUUGUAAUCCUACUGCAGCACUGACUUCCCAAGCAGCGUGCUUAUCAUGUCACGCACCCUGGGGUGGCUACCACAGCUUUUUCUUUUACUUAGUGGAAUUAGAAAAAGACAAAGGGUAAAAUUUGCAAAAGUAGCAAAAUGACUUAGGAUCGUAGGGCUCCUUUUCAAAAGCGACUUAAGCACAGAGCAACCUGAAAGUCAGUGGGUCUUAGGGCGUGUCUAAAUGAAGAGUUAGUGCACAGCAAGCUGGGGCGUAAAGCUGCAGCAUUCCAGGGCGUCACAUACCAACGGUCCAUGUGGAGCUUGCUGCUGUACCCACAAGGUUCCCUAGAAUACACUGACAUAACGGCUGUUUGAAACAACCAUUCAUUUCACCAGUGCACACUAGGGUACUCUUAAUGCACAGUGGCAGGAUCCACAUGGGCAGUUAGUGUGCUGGAGCACUGUAGAUUUUACACCCCACCAUGCUACACACCAACUCCCUGUUUAAGCCCCUAAAUCCCUUUUGCCUAACCCACCCAUUGGCUAGCCUCGCCCAGCUGUGUUUCUUUAUGAUUCAGCUGGAAUCCCAGCCUAAACUGGCUAAGUAGCAGAGUUGCUGGUAACCAAUAUAAAAUUGCACGAUCCUUUUAGAACCUGGAGUUGUUCGCAACGUUUUUUUCAUUUUUCACCUAGGCAUGAUGCAAAUACUAAUUACAUUCAGAGAUCUUUUUUUAAAGCAAUCAAAGAAAUCAUCCCUUACUUUUGCUGUAGCUCAAGGAGGCCCUAUUUUUUUUAAAAAAAAAAAGUCUUUGAUUUUACUGACAAUCUCUGGUGGUUCUGCUUUUAAACCAGUUUUUUACUUCUCUGCUCUUUUUUUUUUUUUUUUUUUUUUUCUGGCUCACUUUAUCUUAAAGCAAAAGUUACGGGAUCAGGGGAAAAGAUGGUAGUGUUAAUCUGUUAGGGUAUACAGAAGGGGGAGUGAUUAUAGGCUGGGCUUUCACCCAAGGAGGCUGAAGUGUUUUGUUUCCUUGUAUGUCUUUUCAAGAGUUGCAGUUACACACUUGCUGUAUUUUUCUUUUUGUUGUUGUGGUAAGUGCUAUUGGCAGAAAAACUGCUCUAUGUCGUGUUGCCCUUUGCUGCUGUGUUGAAAUGAUUGUGUUAUGUAUUUCCGUGUGCAUGGGUGACUCUGGACUCAGGCUGACACAGUCCCGAUUAUAGGUGUGGGAAGGUGCUCAUCUGCUGAAGGAAGCAGGCUGCCAAGUCUGGCUUUGACUGUGAGUUAGAAAUUAACUUGGUUCUAUCCGAACUGGCUUCAGCUGAAAUCAAGCUCCCACUUAGGGCAAAGCACGUGCUGCUCUGUGUGCGAUGGCAGGUUAUUAAACAAUGAACGGUAUUUCGAAUCUUCUAUUCCCUGAAGAGCCAUAGGAGAAUCUAAAUGCCCAUUCUAUGAACAGUGCAAUACAUCAUGAUUGCAGUAUAAUACUUAGGGCUUGAUUCCCCUCUCCCUUCCCCUGGAGGAAUGUACAGUAACUCCACUGAAGUCUAGGGAGAUGCCAGGCUGAGUGAGUGGGGAACCAGGAGCAAAAUGUUUGUCACUUAUUCAUGAGUGGAUGGAGGGAGAUCUCCAAAAUCCUGCCGAUGCCUUUAAAUAUGUCCAAGUUUAUCUGUGCAGCCUGGGGGCGUUUGGGCCUAAUUUUGCAAGCAUAUACUGCCAGGUGGAGUGCUUCCUCCAGAGAGACGUGCCCUUGACGUCAACGAGGCAGUUGUAAGUGCUACGCCAGGUGGCGAAUAGUUGACGGAUCAGGCCCUUAAAGAGCAUGUCGUUUCUUAGUAGAGCCCAGGUUAGUUUGCUCCUUUUAAGGUCGGGGAGCUGGCAGUGGUCUGGCUCUAGAAUGUAUCUUGACCUGUCCUCCUCCCACUGCAAAGAAAAGUGAUGGGCUUGCCGUUAAUAGGCACAUGAAGGGGGUGAUGCUGAACGGGUUCAAAUGACAAGCUGGUCUCAUAACAGGAGCCUUAAAUAGUAUUUGAAUUGGGGGGGGAAGGGGGGAGUUAACACAAUCUGCCUGUGCUCUGCAGCUGGACUUGCACUAUUAUUUAUUCAUUCCUGUCAACAGCAACUAAUAAGAACAAAUAGGUGUGUUUUAUGGAUUAGAGAUUACGUAUGUGCCAAGGCUUUGGGAUGAUGCCUCCUACUGGAAUGUGAGGGUAAUGCACCCACCUAAUGUAUUAACCCAACUCUCUAAAGAGUAAGAUUUUGGUGAAUGGUUUAUGAGCAUCUUAAAGGCACUGCUGAUGUCUUUGACCUCCUGUUAACACAUUUGCUUUUCAGAGGUAAUAGUCCCUGGACACUUUAUCCAAAGGUAUAUUGGAUGGCAAACGAUGCACAGGCGCUGACUUUUUUGAUAUUUUUGUUGGUUUUUUUGUCAAAUUGACAGUCCCAUCUUGAGACUGACAGCUGAUGAGUUGAUGUAAUUGUUUUUGUUUUGCAUUUAACUGGAUUGUAAUAAGAUUGACUUUAAAAAAAAUCAUUCUAAUCAGUGAUUAGAAAUACAUGUAAAGAAUUUAUGUACAGUAGAGGGGGGAAAAACGUUAAAUGAUUUUAAAUAAUGAAAACCCAGACUAUCACCUAUUCUAGAAUUGGUUCUACUCCGAGAGUGACCUUUUACUAGCAUGGACUGCACUGUUCCUGUUAAAUGUCUAUUGCAUAAUUGAAUUCUUUUUUGUAGAUAUUGUAUUAAAACCCAAGUGUCUGUAUAGUUAAUAUAUAGCUGCUUAUGUGUAAAUGCUAUUUUAAACACUAAAAAAGCUUUUAAUUUUAUGUGACAACUGCA
Caretta caretta (loggerhead turtle) is the source of this 6353-nucleotide messenger RNA. RefSeq names its product dishevelled segment polarity protein 1 (gene DVL1). Gene Ontology annotation, cellular component: cytosol. The record is from RefSeq and is a predicted model, not a curated record. Gene Ontology annotation, molecular function: frizzled binding. NCBI's taxonomy places the organism in Eukaryota, Metazoa, Chordata, Testudines, Cheloniidae. Gene Ontology annotation, biological process: intracellular signal transduction; canonical Wnt signaling pathway.